Molecule: messenger RNA, 1143 nt
Organism: Gloeophyllum trabeum ATCC 11539
Lineage: Eukaryota; Fungi; Basidiomycota; Agaricomycetes; Gloeophyllales; Gloeophyllaceae
Product: DUF185-domain-containing protein
Exons: 6
Coding region: 1-1143 (380 amino acids)
Biological process (GO): mitochondrial respiratory chain complex I assembly
Cellular component (GO): mitochondrion
Molecular function (GO): protein-arginine omega-N symmetric methyltransferase activity
Source: RefSeq, a predicted model, not a curated record
AUGCAGAUGUGCUUGAGCCAUCCCACUCACGGCUACUACGCCAAUCCGUACAAUCCCAUAUUUGGCGCUCGGGGUGACUUUAUCACGAGUCCUGAAAUCAGUCAAGUAUUUGGAGAGCUUGUAGGUGUAUGGCUACUCUCGCAGUGGAUGCAGGUGGGGCAGGCCAGGAAGCUGCGAUUGAUUGAGCUAGGGCCUGGCAGGGGAACCUUGGUGGAUGAUAUACUGCGGACGCUAUCUAGAUUUCCUGCGUGUGCCAAAGCCAUCCAGGACGUGCAUCUCGUAGAGACGAGCGAGGCACUACGUUCUGUGCAAGAGGCCAAGCUGCGUCCAAUUUUGAGCCGGUUGGACGUGGCCGCCCAUUGGCAUGAUGGUCUGGAUAGAAUAGAUGUCUCCGCGCAGAAUGAGGUAUACUCCAUGGUGGUCGCACAUGAAUUCUUUGACGCUUUGCCAUUCCACCUCUUACAGCAUACCAGUGAUGGGUGGAAAGAGAUCCUGAUAGCUUCCGCGGACAACACAAAUAACCAGGCACAGAGCACAGACAAUCCGGCAGAAUCGACCGCACAAGACUCGGCCGGGAAGCAAACGCGUUUCCAGACUGUCUUGGCGGCUACGCCUCUCUCUAAAGUGCUCGCGGCGUCUUCACCGCGGUUUGACAAGUUGCCUGUCGGUGCUACGUUGGAGGUCAGCCCAGUGGCCUGGAGCAUUGCACGACAGAUUGCACAGCUAGUGGGUGGUAAGAACGCCGGAUGCGCCCUGAUCAUUGACUACGGAGCCGAGCAUCUCUUCGGAAAUUCCUUCAGAGCAUUCAAAAACCAUCGACACGUUGAUCCGUUCUCUAUUCCGGGAGAAUGCGACUUGACAGUCAACGUAGAUUUCGCCUAUCUCAAAGAGGCGGCCAGUGAUGCCGCCCAGGCACUAGGACCUAUCCCGCAGGCCGAUUUCUUGACGGGUAUGGGUUUAGAGCAGCGCGUGGAGGUGUUGGCUCGGGCUGCGCAGAGCGAAGAGAGGGCGGACAGCAUUCGUCAAGCAGCUCGGCGUCUUGUGGACAGGAGCAGUAUGGGUGAACAGUACAAAAUGCUUGGGCUUGUCGGAAAGGAUAGAGAGAUCAGGACGGAUACUGUGUGGCCAUUCGCAACAUCAUGA